Aquila chrysaetos chrysaetos is the source of this 7287-nucleotide messenger RNA. RefSeq names its product glutamate metabotropic receptor 1 (gene GRM1). The record is from RefSeq and is a predicted model, not a curated record. The coding region runs from base 773 to 4336 and encodes 1187 amino acids. Gene Ontology annotation, biological process: regulation of synaptic transmission, glutamatergic; G protein-coupled glutamate receptor signaling pathway. Lineage: Eukaryota; Metazoa; Chordata; Aves; Accipitriformes; Accipitridae. Gene Ontology annotation, molecular function: G protein-coupled receptor activity involved in regulation of postsynaptic membrane potential; adenylate cyclase inhibiting G protein-coupled glutamate receptor activity. Gene Ontology annotation, cellular component: postsynaptic density membrane. The transcript is spliced from 9 exons.
CUUAUUCAAUCUGGUAUUAUUUUAACCUGACAUGCCUCUCACGUGCUUCAUUUAGAUUCAUCUUGACCUGAAAACUGUAAUCUCAAUGCCUUUAUCCUUACAGGUGAUUUAUCUUGUUGUGGUAUCUGUGUUUUUUUUGUUUGUUUUUUUUUUUUUUUAAAUAAUAUAAAUAUUUAUUUUAAUAGCGAAAGCCUGCCCGUGAGGCAGACCGGCACAUUUCAGACCCUCGGGUCUCCCGAGCGUGGUCUGGGUCCCUUUUGAGCAGCAGUCUCUUGCUUUUGCUCUCGCUCUUGCUAAUUGUGGCAAGAAGAUGAUGAAUUAAGAGCCGCGGGAGGUGAGAGCAAACACCUCCCCUGCCGCCGCAGCGUGCUCCGGGUGAUGCUUCCUUGCUCGCUUGCAAGACAAUAGCCCAAGAAAUUAAGGAGGGGGGAGAAAAUGACUGAUCCUUCGCUAUGAGAUAAUGGAUGAGCCCGGGAUGACCUGUUUUUUUCCUUGCGGUGGAGCGGUGCUGAAGACAGAGGGCACCAGCGCCCAGCCCACAGCCGUCGCCCCGCCGCCAGCGCGCCAGCUCGGGCCGGCCGGAGAGCCGGCAAUGCCUGCUCCGAGCGGGCAGGGAGCCGCUGCCUCACCCGGCCAGGUUAAAUGUCACUAGGAUUACGGCUGCCUUGGCACCUUCGAGAGCGAUGCUGUAAGACUUUGCUGUGGUGGUAUUUGGAGCAACUUGGGCGCUGGUGGGGCGAAGCAGAUGCCAUUUCCUACAUGUCCUUAAACCAUGUGCAGGCAAGAGGAGCCCAUGAAAUUAGUAACCUGGGUCUGGAUGACAUCGUGCAACAAAAUGAUUGGCGUGCUGCUGGUCUUUUUCCCUGCUCUGCUCCUGGAGAUGGAUGUGCUGCCCAGGAGCACCGGGCGGAAGGUGCUUCUCUCCACAGCCUCCUCGCAGCGGUCAGUGGCUCGGAUGGAUGGGGAUGUCAUCAUCGGGGCCCUCUUCUCUGUCCAUCACCAGCCACCAGCUGAGAAAGUGCCUGAGAGGAAGUGUGGGGAAGUCCGGGAGCAAUACGGUAUCCAGAGAGUCGAAGCCAUGUUUCAUACUUUGGAUAAAAUUAACGCUGACCCAGUCCUGCUACCUAACAUCACCCUGGGCAGCGAGAUCCGAGACUCCUGCUGGCACUCCUCAGUGGCCCUGGAGCAGAGCAUCGAGUUCAUACGGGACUCCCUCAUCUCCAUCAGAGAUGAUAGGGAAGGAGGCACCCGCUGUGUUUCUGACUCGCAGUCCCAGCCCCAGACUCGAGUGAAAAAGCCCAUUGCAGGGGUCAUCGGCCCCGGCUCCAGCUCGGUUGCUAUCCAAGUCCAAAAUCUGCUCCAGCUCUUCGACAUCCCCCAGAUUGCUUACUCUGCCACCAGCAUUGACCUGAGCGACAAAACACUGUACAAAUACUUCCUCAGGGUGGUCCCCUCCGACACACUGCAAGCGAGGGCCAUGCUCGACAUCGUCAAGCGCUACAACUGGACCUACGUCUCUGCCGUCCACACGGAAGGAAAUUAUGGGGAAAGUGGAAUGGAAGCCUUCAAAGAGCUGGCUGCCCAAGAGGGUCUCUGCAUUGCUCACUCUGACAAGAUCUACAGUAAUGCUGGGGAAAAGAGCUUUGAUCGCCUGCUCCGCAAGCUGCGAGAAAGGUUACCCAAGGCUAGAGUGGUGGUUUGCUUCUGCGAGGGAAUGACGGUGAGGGGGAUCCUCAUUGCCAUGAGGCGCCUGGGAGUGCUUGGGGAGUUCCUGCUAAUUGGAAGUGAUGGUUGGGCAGACAGAGAUGAAGUCAUUGAAGGUUAUGAGCCUGAAGCAAACGGAGGCAUCACUAUCAAACUGCAGUCUCCAGAGGUCUUGUCAUUUGAUGACUACUAUCUGAAGCUGCGUCUGGACACCAACACCCGCAACCCCUGGUUUCCUGAGUUCUGGCAGCACAGAUUUCAGUGCCGCAUCCCGGGGCACCCACUAGAGAAUCCCAACUUCCAGAAGAACUGCACUGGCAAUGAGAGCCUAGAAGAAAAUUAUGUGCAGGACAGUAAAAUGGGAUUUGUCAUUAAUGCUAUAUAUGCUAUGGCUCAUGGGCUACAAAAUAUGCAUCAUUCCCUUUGCCCUGGACACGUUGGGCUGUGUGAUGCUAUGAAGCCAAUUGAUGGCAGCAAGCUCUUGGAGUUCCUUCUCAAAUCCUCGUUCAUUGGUGUUUCUGGAGAAGAAGUUUGGUUUGAUGAAAAGGGAGAUGCCCCUGGAAGGUAUGACAUCAUGAACCUGCAAUACAUAGAGCCCAACCGCUACGACUAUGUCCUCAUUGGGACCUGGCAUGAGGGUGUGCUUAACAUCGACGACUACAGGAUUCAGAUGAACAAGAGUGGAAUGGUGCGAUCAGUGUGCAGCGAGCCUUGCUUGAAGGGCCAGAUUAAGGUGAUCAGGAAAGGAGAAGUGAGUUGCUGCUGGAUUUGCACUGCUUGCAAGGAGAAUGAAUUUGUUCAGGAUGAAUUCACGUGUAAAGCCUGUGAGCUUGGCUGGUGGCCGAAUGCUGACCUGACAGGCUGUGAACCCAUCCCUGUAAAGUACCUCCAGUGGAGCAAUAUAGAGUCUAUUGUGGCUGUGGUCUUUUCCUGCCUGGGGAUCCUGGUCACCAUGUUUGUCACCCUUAUCUUUGUGCUCUACAGGGACACCCCUGUUGUCAAAUCCUCCAGCCGGGAGCUCUGCUACAUUAUCCUUGCUGGCAUCUUUCUGGGUUAUGUCUGCCCUUUCACCCUUAUAGCUAAACCCACCACGACAUCCUGCUACCUCCAGCGCCUUCUGGUGGGUCUCUCCUCUGCCAUGUGCUAUUCUGCCCUUGUGACCAAAACCAACCGCAUUGCCCGCAUCCUGGCAGGCAGCAAAAAGAAGAUCUGUACCCGCAAGCCACGUUUCAUGAGCGCGUGGGCCCAAGUGGUCAUUGCCUCCAUUUUGAUCAGCGUGCAGCUGACACUGGUGAUCACGCUGAUCAUCCUGGAGCCCCCGAUGCCCAUCCUCUCCUACCCCAGCAUUAAGGAAGUUUACCUUAUCUGCAACACCAGCAACUUAGGCGUCGUGGCUCCUGUGGGCUACAAUGGACUCCUCAUCAUGAGCUGCACGUACUAUGCCUUCAAGACUCGCAAUGUGCCUGCCAAUUUCAAUGAGGCCAAGUACAUUGCAUUCACCAUGUACACCACUUGUAUCAUCUGGCUGGCCUUUGUGCCUAUCUAUUUCGGGAGCAACUACAAGAUCAUCACUACCUGUUUUGCAGUGAGCCUGAGCGUGACAGUGGCGCUGGGGUGCAUGUUCACUCCUAAGAUGUACAUCAUCAUAGCCAAGCCCGAGAGGAACGUCCGCAGUGCCUUCACCACCUCAGAUGUGGUGCGUAUGCAUGUCGGGGACGGCAAGGCACCUUGCAAGUCCAACACUUUCCUCAACAUAUUCCGGAGAAAGAAGCCAGGGGCUGGAAAUCCAAAUUCUAAUGGAAAGUCUGUGUCAUGGUCUGAACCAGGUGGAAGACAAGCUCCCAAGGGGGAACACAUGUGGCACAGACUCUCAGUGCAUGUGAAGAGCCAGGAGACAGGGUGCAAUCAGACAGCAGUGAUCAAACCCCUCACUAAAAGCUACCAUGGCCAAAGCAAGAGCCUGACUUUUACCGACAUCAGCAGUAAGACUCUGUACAAUGUGGUGGAGGAAGAAGAUAGAGAGCCCGUUCGCCUCAACCAGCCCAGCAGCCCCUCCAUGGUGGUGCACAGGCGGGUGGCGACGACUCCCCCGCUGCAGGCCACGGCGGAGGAGGCCCACCUCUUCUUGCCCGAGCAGCCCCCCAAGACCCUGCCCCUGCAGCCACGGGCUCUCAUGGACCAGCUGCAAGGAGUGGUCAACAAGUUUGCCACCGGUAUCCCCGACUUCAAUGCCGUCCUCCCCGCGCCUGGCUCGGGGAACGGCGUGCGGCCUCCCUACCAGCCCCCCCCGCCGCAGCAGCUGCCCCUGCCGCCUCUCCAGGUGGCUGCCUUCAGCGAGGAGCCCCUCUCUCCCCCCGCCGAGGAAGCGGAGAGCGAGAAGCUGAAGCUCAUUCAGGGAUAUGUCUACGAGAAGAACCCAGAGGAGGAGGAGGACGAGGAGCCGGCGACCAGCAAACUGACUCUGGAAGACUCACCGGCGUUGACACCCCCGUCCCCUUUCCGGGAUUCGGUGGCUUCGGGCAGCUCCGUGCCCAGCUCCCCCGUCUCGGAGUCGGUGCUCUGCACCCCCCCAGAUGUGACCUAUGCCUCUGUCAUCCUGAGGGAUUAUAAGCAAAGCUCGUCCACCCUGUAGACGCUGCAAGAGACAAGACGAGAAGGACUUUGGCAGCUUCUCGCUAGGAGGUCCUGGGGAGACAAGUCUCCCAGGGCUGGCGGGGAGAGAGAGCAGAGAACAAAGUCACAUAUGACAGGGCAAAAACUUCAUCCUGCACUUAAAUAAAUAAAAGGAAACAAAAAGAAAAAAAAAUCCAUUCUGAGGGCUCAAAAUUCUCUAGCUGUUAAAAAUAAAAAUAUUGUACUUUGAGAAAAUGAUAGGAAACCAUAACAAAGCACAAACCCAAGAGACAACUUCUAUAGCAAAAAAGUGAAUAAACACACGGGAAAAAAAAAAUUAAUCACAUUUAGUCACACCCUCUCUUGGCAAUGCUUGAAAAGGACUCUGGGAAGUGUGACCUGGAGAAGUCAUUAGCACAUCUCAUGACUGCUGUCUGUCUGCUACGGAAGCAAAACACCGAGGAGCUGGAAGGGUGGAGUUUGGUGCGGAGGAACAAAGCUACUUGUAUAUGAGACAUAUAUGCAUAAAUAUUUUUUUCCUGGUUUCUAUAGGUGGUAUAACUGCAUAAUAUGUUUGGGGGAGAGGAGCUGAGAUAAUGUGAAAGCACGUGGCUCUUACUGACUUUUGUCUGAACAAUUUGGUCUUCGUACUAGGCUGCUUUUUGGGGGAUCUGGGCUUUUUUUAACACUGAUUGUGAACAGAGCAAGAAUUAUCAUCAAGUUAAGACUCAAGAGGUUUCUGAAGAAAGCCCUUGCUGUAGUACUUGUAAUACGAUAAGGACUUAGAAAAACUGCCCUUUUGUAUAAGAUUGCAAACCAUGUGGCUAAACUGUUACACAACAUUUCCUGUAGCAGAACAAUAUUUAUUGACUAACUUUUCAUAAUACGGCAUAUUUACCAUGUGGUUACAUCAUUCCUUUGUGUUACUUUGGAAUCAAAUACAUUGGAAAAUAGCUGUAUACUUAGAGCAACAAAUAUUACUCUGAAAGAAAGGCAAUUCUAUACUGGGGGUUAUAGAAUCAGUCACAAAGCAAGAGAGUGAGCGUACGUUUGUGUUUCUGUAUGCGUGUGUACGGUAUGUGUGAAGCGUAAUGUCCAAUAACUACCACUGGAAGAUUGUCGUAUAUACUAUGAAUAUUUUUAUGUUUAAAUCAUGUUUUAUAUCGCAUUGUUACAAAUAUUCAAUAGAUCUUCGGAGGUUUGUAUGCUGUGCUAACACUUUUUUUUUUCAUAUACAAGCUGAAACAGUUGUUACCCUUAUAAUAGGGUGCUUUAUUUUGCAGAUAUUUUAUGAAGUAGACAUACAGUAUUAAUAACCAGUGCAUUGAAAACUUGUUAUUUUACAUGUUUGCAGCAAGCGUCGUUAACAAAAAAAAAGAAAACACAAAAAGAAAAAGUCUGGUUUAGAAAUCUUGCACAUGCCAGUGUAAAGGCGAGACAGAAAAAGUAAUUAAACUAUUUUGUUGCUUCAGAUAAUUUAAAAUAAAAUCAUGUCCAGACGGGAAAUUUCAUCAGUGCUUAAUGUGUGCAUAAAUUCCCAGGGUUUGUUACAAACAGUUCUUUUAAUCUCUUUAUGAUGUUUAGUUGUGUGUUCUUUUCAUACGCUUUCACUUCUAUUUAAUAUACAAUAUUGUAUCUUAAAGAUCACUUCUAGGCAGCUGUAGUUCUGUCAUUCAUUCCUUCUCCUCUAUAUUUCAUGCGUUUCCUAGAGAUGGUCCUAAUCCAAAGCUCCCUAAUGGCUGGCAUGUCCAAAGUCCAGGUCUGAUUGCUGUGGCUUGAACUUUAUUAUACUUAUUAUUACCCUAUUUAUAAAUGUACGUAUUAUACAGGACAGGAUUUUAGCUGCUAUGAACUUUUGUUGUGCUAUUGCUGUUGAAUUUAGCUGAGGAUGUGUCCCACAGUUCUACACUUUAUUUCCAAAGAUAUUUUUAAGGAAUCUCUUCAUGUUAAUAUAGUUGCAAAACCUGAUUUUAACCAUGCUUCUUGUGAAUAUUCUAUCAGGGUUUUUCUGAAAUCACCGUAUUUGUACUUCCUUUCUUUUCACGUGAAUUUUAAGAAGUUCUGCUGCCAGUCAUCAAUUCUUCUGUUAAGGUCCAAAUCUCAAUGUUUUGCUCUAAUUAUAUAGUAUUGGUAUUGGAAGGCUUGGCUGGUGCUCAAAACCAGAUAGAGCCUUUUUUCCUCAUCCUCUGUUCAUGAUUGCUCCUUUCAAUAUGACCAGUGGCCAAUUGCUAUCAUUGUCCCGAUGUGGAAAGCAUGAAAUGACUUUGCCCAAAGACACAGUUAUGUCUUUGUCAGUAAAUUGAUGUCUCUAUAACGAACUAAAGACACCUGAGGGUCAGUUGGUUGAUUUUUGUCUGCUUGGGGCUUUUAGGGGGAUUUUUUUGUUGUUGUUGUUUCUUUUUUUUUUAAUGCUGAUUACUCAUUGAAGCAAUGAGAAAAAUGCCGUAUUUUCUUUGCUGAUCACCACACUGGCAAUGAAUUCUAUCUUCUUAUAAUCUUAGUAUAAGUUUUGUUGUGCUGUUUCCAAAAACAUACAUUGUCAGUAGCACAGAGACAGUAUGAGGAAGCUGGUCUUUGAAGAAAUGAGGUAGAUAAGAAAAAGAAAGAUAACAGGCUUGUAUAGAUGGGAGACAGCAAUGUGGCAAGGUACUAUUGUUUUCAUAUUUGUCUGUUUUGAACACAUUAAGCACUGAUUUUAUUACUGCGGUGUAAUUAUAUCAUGAGUAGGAGUUUCUUGAAAUUCAGUAUAUUAGCUUUUAGUUUGUAAUUGUUAAAACUGGAAACAUACACAUACGUAAAUAUAUCUAAAGAGCAAGAACUCACCUUGUGUAUGUAGUUGUUUGAGCUAUGAAGCUUCCUGUAAAAGUUCUUUCUUUUGGUCUGUCAAAUGCUUGAUGAAAACUGCCUUUUUGUCAAAAUGAUCUUGAAAAUGCUGUAAAAUAAAUAUUUUCUAUUUAUUAUUUAAAAAUA